This is a messenger RNA of Nicotiana attenuata, 686 nucleotides long. Its product is annotated as ubiquitin-fold modifier 1. The transcript is spliced from 4 exons. Lineage: Eukaryota; Viridiplantae; Streptophyta; Magnoliopsida; Solanales; Solanaceae. Gene Ontology annotation, cellular component: cytoplasm; nucleus. Gene Ontology annotation, biological process: protein K69-linked ufmylation. The record is from RefSeq and is a predicted model, not a curated record. Bases 127 to 423 code for a protein of 98 amino acids.
UUGGCUGCUACAACACAUCUUGUAAUUAGGUCCCAAAUCUAAAAGAAAAACUAAUAUUAGGACAAAGCCAAAGUUGGAUUCUUCAAACGCAGAAAAAUUCCAAUACAGUAGCGGUAGUGAGAAAAGAUGGCGAGUGGAGGUGCUGCUGCUGGUGGAGGAAAAGUGUCGUUCAAAGUCACUCUUACUUCCGAUCCCAAAUUGCCAUUCAAAGUUUUUAGCGUACCGGAGGCAGCUCCGUUCACCGCUGUUCUCAAAUUUGCGGCGGAGGAAUUCAAAGUCCCUCCCCAAACAAGCGCCAUCAUCACUAAUGAUGGAGUGGGAAUUAAUCCUCAACAAAGUGCAGGUAACGUCUUUCUUAAACAUGGAUCUGAACUGCGCCUAAUUCCUCGCGAUAGGGUCGGUGCUUCGUGGAUCUCAUUCUGAAUGUUUAGCUUUAUAUUUCAUCUUACCUAGGAGGUGGGGAUAUUAUUUCUCAAUUGACUAGCACAUUGCCUUUAGAUGUCCUUAUCUUUUGAUGUUUUAAUACUAAUUACUAAGUACAGUUGAGUAUCAGAUUGAAAUGAACAAUGUUAAAAAAAAAUGAAUAAUGGGUUUUGUUGAGAACUGAUAUCUAACUUGAGGAUUCAAUUUGCCAUGUCAAAAUUCUAUUGGGAGUAAUCAAUAAAAUGGUUACUCUGUUGCUUCUA